GUGUUACGUACAUGUGUUACCAAUAUUGACGUACAAAAUUACGAAACAUAAAACUCAUUGGAUUUGUAUUGGAACGUAUCUUAAUAAGUAACCCAAUGGCUUCCAACCACUAUGAGGUCAUCAUAGUAGGCCUGGGCGCAGCGGGUGUUGCGGCGGCGUCAACUCUGGCGCGGGCAGGGCGAAGAGUCCUGGCGCUGGAAGCCCAGGGCCGUGUGGGGGGCAGAGUACACUCUGUGCCCUUCGGAGAGGGGAUUGUGGAGCUUGGUGCUGAAUGGGUCCAUGGUGAGGAAGACAACACGGUAUACGAGCAAGCAGUGAAGCACAACUUUCCUUUAGUUCCUCAAGGCGUGGAUCUCAUCACGUAUCGCUCAGACGGCAGCAAACCUGACCAAGACGUGCAGGAGCUGAUCAAUGUGCUAGUAGAACAGCAGCAGUGUGAUGAGAUGGAGCUACCUGAUACUCCAGGGCGUUUUGGUGAACAUGUUGCUAACCAUGUAAAACAAUAUAUAAAAGAGAAAAAGCCAGAACUCUUGGACGAUGAAGACUUCAUGGAGCAAAUGAUGGACUUUAUAAAUUUAUUGGUAAAUAAUCACAACGCUUCCAACGAUUGGAAUGACGUCAAUGCCCUCGACAAGUAUACGCCUUUGGAUGGAUAUUUGUAUUUAAGCUGGCACAAAUAUGGGUUCAAAACAUUCUUCGACAUAUUAUUGAACACGCACAACAAUGGCCCAGGCUGGCCUACUUUAGACAUAGAACUAAACAAAGAAGUGACACAAAUCGACUGGCCUCAGGAUUACAAAGACAAAGUGACCGUUACUUGCAAAGAUGGGUCAGUUUAUACAGCACAAAGUACUAUAGUUACUGUAUCUGUUGGGGUGUUGAAAGAAAGGCACACUAACCUAUUUAAGCCGAAGUUGCCAGAGGUAAAAAUAAAUGCAAUAGAGAGGAUAUCGAUAGGUGUUAUGGAUAAAAUCCUUCUUUCUUUUGACGAAGUUUGGUGGCCUCUAGACAGUGCCUUUGUUGGAUUUUUAUGGAGAGGUGAAGACAAGAAGAAAGUGCCAAAGGAGUCCUUUUGGACAACUAGGAUAUUUGCCGCAAGUAGACCUAUGGGCUCUAAAAAUGUCUUAACGUUUUGGACUAGUGGAGAGAUUGGCAAAUUGGUAGAAAUAUUACCAGAAGAUAAAGUGAAGAGAGAAUGUAGACAACUUCUACAGAAGUUUAUGGGUGCCGAUAUACAAGUACCGGAACCGUCAGGUAUCAUCAGAUCGACCUGGUUCACAAAUCCCUACACGAGAGGGAGCUAUACAUUUGACAGCGUGGCCUGCGCUCCGUAUCCGAACUCAAGGACGGACUUAGCAGCCCCUUUAACGGACUCUUCAGGUCGUCCCAGAGUUCUUUUCGCUGGAGAAGCCACGGACGAGACGCAUUUCUCAACAGUACAUGGGGCAGCGGAAACCGGUUACAGAGAAGCAUCGAAACUUAUUAGAAAUAGUCAAAUAUAAGCGUUUAAUUAUACUACCCAAUCCGAUGCGGCACGGAAUGCAGUUAGAUCGGGAAAAUAGACGCUAUUAGAUUCGCACAAGAUCGUAGUUACCAUGGGCACGUCGCGUACUUCGGAAGGUACGCUAAGCCGUUGGUCUCGGUUACUACUAACUAAUGUAAGUAAAUAGUCGUUACAUAAGACAUGUCAGGGGCCAGUGUUGAUGAGGUUGGCAAUUCACCUCACAACCCACACGAUAGAAGAAGAUGGGCCCACCAAUUUGCUAUUAGACUACACGAUUUCGAUCGACGAGUCGUUGACCUUGACGCAUCGGGCAGGAGAGAUUAGCAAAUGUAAUAACCGCUAUAGGCUGACUGCAGUAACUCACGUAUUAUAAUUUAUAACCAAACAUACGUAUUAUUAACCAAAGUUAUGUAAUUACCUCAUAAUUAUAUAGAACAAAACAGACCUCUAACUGACUGACCUCAUAUUGUU
Pectinophora gossypiella (pink bollworm) is the source of this 1975-nucleotide messenger RNA. RefSeq names its product spermine oxidase-like. The coding region runs from base 96 to 1502 and encodes 468 amino acids. The record is from RefSeq and is a predicted model, not a curated record. The transcript is spliced from 8 exons. NCBI's taxonomy places the organism in Eukaryota, Metazoa, Arthropoda, Insecta, Lepidoptera, Gelechiidae. Gene Ontology annotation, molecular function: polyamine oxidase activity.